This is a messenger RNA of Pygocentrus nattereri (red-bellied piranha), 1583 nucleotides long. RefSeq lists its product as uncharacterized. The transcript is spliced from 5 exons. Bases 227 to 1336 code for a protein of 369 amino acids. Gene Ontology annotation, biological process: response to osmotic stress; regulation of transcription by RNA polymerase II. The record is from RefSeq and is a predicted model, not a curated record. NCBI's taxonomy places the organism in Eukaryota, Metazoa, Chordata, Actinopteri, Characiformes, Serrasalmidae.
CCCUGCGCGAGGCACAGAGGGAGCGUACAGAGGUUUUCGGUCCGCGCGAGCUGCUCCUCGGACUGUCCCGCGCGCGCGAGGCUCGCGGAUCUUCUGCUGGGAGGAGGAGGAAAGUUUCUCCACCGGGCGCGCGCAGGACAUCGUGUUUAUAACGAAGUGUCCAACUUCUCCGUCUGCUGAGAAGACCAGGAUGUAAACACCUUCACUCAGGCACUCUCUGGUCAGGAUGAGCGGCGGGAAGAAGCGGAGCGGUUUCCAAAUCACCAGUGUCACCUCUGACUACAACCAGCCCGUGGGGGACAGCUCCGGCCCCAAAGUGCCCGUCAGUCCUGAAACUGCUGCUUCCCCAUUGAUGAGCAAUGGGGCUCAGAAAGACUCUGGAGACCAGACCACGCCCACUACAGCUAUGCUAAAUGGCCCCGCCUUCAGCCACGCUCUAAGCCCCACCCUCCAGACAUACCAGACUUCGAGCCAGCCCAGCACUCCCGUCACCAUGCGGAAGCAGAGCUCAUUAGACCAGACGGGCGCCGGGGGCGGAGCCUCGCGGUUCCGCGUGGUGCGGCUGGGCCAGGGUCUGGGCGAGCCAUACAAGCGGGGCCGCUGGACGUGUGUGGACGUGAUGGAGCGCGAGGCGGAGGAACGCGGGCUCCGUAGGGUGAUUGACAGCAUGAGGCACGCCCACUCGCUGGAGUCCCUGGAGACAGUGGGGCUGGGCGGGUCUGAGGGCCCGGUGGGCGGGGCUGUGCUGAAGCCGCUGGGCGUGCGAGGGCUGAGAGCAGGUCACAUGGUACACUCCCAGGGAACCACCCACCAGCUGGCCGGAUACAGAGUGGACGCUGCCCAUAGUGGGCCACCGUCACCCACACACACACCUAUGUACCACGACACACACCUCCUCUCACCACCGCCGCUCACGCCCAACACACCCCGCUCCCGAAAAAUACCCCCACCACUGCGCCUCGACAUGGACGCAACGGGAAAGUUCCGAGCGACGCGCUCCCAGCCAGCGUCCCCCGGACCCCACACCGCUCGAGACGGACCGUUCCACCCGACCCUCACGCCAAUCCAGACCCCUUCAGCCCUGGCCCUGGCUCAGUCCAUGUUCGGAGUGGGAGGGGCCUUCGAGCUGGUCAGCGAUGAGAGUGGAUCCAGUGGCAGCAUGAUCGCCAUUGACAACAAGAUCGAGCAGGCCAUGGACCUGGUGAAAGCCCACCUGAUGCUGGCGGUGAGAGAGGAGGUGGAAGUUCUGCGGGAGCAGAUAAAGGAGCUGUCUGAGAGGAACGCUCAGUUAGAGAGAGAGAACUACAUCCUGCGUGCCCUUAAGGACCCACACUGAGGCAUGAUGGGAAAUGGAGUCUUUACUACAGACGGCCUGCAGUUAAAAGAAUGGAGAGACUACAAGAGAAGACUGUUAAAGGACUCUGAGAGCAGAGAACUGUAGAGUGAUAUUCACUGUUCACAGUGCCACACACACACAUAUACUGACACACACAUAUACACAAACACACACACUCUCACAUAUACACACACAUACACAUAUACACAAACACACACAGGCAUACAUACACACACACAUACUGUCA